Molecule: messenger RNA, 2514 nt
Organism: Dichomitus squalens LYAD-421 SS1
Lineage: Eukaryota; Fungi; Basidiomycota; Agaricomycetes; Polyporales; Polyporaceae
Exons: 7
Coding region: 1-2514 (837 amino acids)
Biological process (GO): regulation of DNA-templated transcription
Cellular component (GO): chromatin; nucleus
Molecular function (GO): DNA binding
Source: RefSeq, a predicted model, not a curated record
AUGCGGACACGACGGCGACCAGUAUUACAAGACAAGACACCUGGAAACACGCCGCAGAAACCGAAGGCGAAGGCCGUUCUCACAGGGAAACCCAAGCUUGUGCCUGUGGUCGAGAUCAAGACGAAAGUGCGCCGGAGCAGUAGAGUCAAGCAUGUAGAGGCAGGUCAACCUAUGGAAGUCGACGGGGCAGCUCCCGCCCCGCAGGAGCAGGAGCGAGGUGAGGCGCUCCCGCUUGAAACUGGAGCCACCCUCGACGACGCGCCUCCAAAGCGUGCACGAGGCCGACCUCGCAAAGCUACAAGUCAGAAGAAACAUGUCGCACCUCCGCCGUCUCCGAAGGCAGUCGAUUUCUCUAAUGGUCCUGAAGACAUCAACCCUGAUCGUCGCGCGCCGGAAGAAGCCGUUCAAGACGAGAACGCUACCAAGGCGGCGCGAGAGAGUGCGGCUCCGAAGCGCGGAAGAGGGCGACCUCGCAAGGUUUUGGCUAAGACGCAAGACCCUACACCUCCACCAUCGCCAAAGGCAGAUAUCGAUUUCGGCAGCGAUACAGGGCAUGAUCUUCACGGCGCGGACGAACUCGUUCAAGAUGAGAACGCGCGUGUACUUCCGUCCCCUACAACACCCACCGUUGGGCGUCGAGCUCCUCGCCCUCGCGCUCGUCCUCAAGUGAGCUCCGCGCCAGCAGCAGAUCGGGCAUCGCUGGAAUCCCUGCCGCCGUCAUCGUUUGCUGUUGAUGCGCGGCCGAGCUCACCGGCGUCCGUUCCUGUCGCCGACGAAGAGAGCACUGCGUCCGAAGCGGUGAGGGCGAUCCUCAGCACCCCUUCUCCCGCGCGCAUCAUCCGCGCUCCCAUCCCGGUAGAGUCGACUCCGCUGGGGCGCUUGCCUCCCCUCGAAGCCUCCCUGCGGCCGUUUGCAAGUAGUAUCCGCAAGUGGAACGCCGAUGUCUCACGGACGUACUCUUCCCUUCCACCAUCUUCGCCCCCUGUGCAAGUGCCUGUUGCGACUAGCUCACAGGCACGAUACCAGGCAGAGUUCUCGGACGAGAAGGAGCCAAUUCGCUAUGCGAAGAGGAAGACACCGCCGAGCGACGACGAUCUGUUUGGUCUGCUCGCGGCCGAGAAGAAGCUCAAGACGAUCCGUCAACGGCGGAUGCCCGUCGAGUCCUCACGGGCUCCUGGUGGUACACGUGCGCCGCUCGGGAUGCUUGCUCUGGACGAGGUCCCUUCGGUGGGGGUGCCGAUUCCCGACAGGCUGCCUACGCCGAUACCGUCUGAUGAGCACAACAUCGACGACUUGUACCUUGACGUCGACCCCGUCCGUCCUGGUCGGUCUCACGUGGAUGAAGAGGACGACGAAGAGGACGAAGAUAAGGAGAAUCUCCCCACAGAGGACUACAACCUCAACGAGGACAAGGAGAACAUGUGUCCGCCCCACCUCGUCUUCGACGACUUCAAGGAGAACGACCUACCUCCUGACGGCCCCGACGAAGCUCUGGGUGACGACGAGAAUGACGAGAACCUGGCGUCGGCGUCCGUCGCGCCCAUACUCCUUGCAUCCGCCAAGAAAGGCUUUGGGCUCGACCAGCUCCUCGUCGAGCCCUCCUCGUCCUCCGCAAGCCCAAUGCAUGCCCUUCGUACGCCUCACAAGCACCGCAGCGCGCACCAGCGCUCGCCUUUGCCCACCCCGCACUUCUCGGACGACGGGGACGUGCUCGAGGACUCGCCUGCGACUGUGCACGCGAGGUCGGAGGGGUUGGGGUGGCACGAGGAAAGCCCGAGCCCGGUCAAGCCAUCUGCUGCCCUGAGGGGCAAGGGCAAGGCCGUGGCGAGGGACCCUGUGCCGGCUCUGGAUAAGGGGAAGGGGAAGGCAGGGCCAUCGAAGCCUCGUCAGCCUCUCGCGACGCUCGAGUACGAGGACCCGUAUGCGGAGCCUGCCAAGGUCGCGGGCAAGAAGCGCACACGUGCUCAGGUGGGGGCGCAUGCAGGUUUGAAGGAGAGCGAGAGCGAGGAGUCGGAUCCGCGCGCAGCGGUGAUGAAGUUGGAGGCUCUGUUGCCGAGAAGGGCGAAGAAGGCGAGGUUGGAGGAAGCGAAUAAGGUCAAUAAGGGGAAGUCAAAGACGAAAGGGAAAGAGAGGGACAGGGAGAACGUGCCAGAGAGUACGGAGAGUGGGUCAGGGAGCGAGGACGAGGAUAGGGGUGUGGGUAGCGACUCGUCACCGCCGAAGAUUCCUGCGCGCGCAGCUCGCGGAAGAGGUCGAGGACGCGGCCGCGGCCGCGGGCGAGCGCAAGCGAUUGCCCCCACUUCGAACGGACGUACGAGUGUCCCGGCUUCGAGGGGCCGGUCGACGUCGCGAGGCAGGCCUCCCACGUCGAAGGGCAAGGGCAAGGAGCGGGCGACGGGGGUGGUGGAUCCUGAUGAGGACGAGGAGAGGCUGCGGAAGCGACAGGAGCGACUCGAGUAUUUCAAGAAACUCCAGGAUUAUAGCUUGGAGAAGGAGGACGUGUACGUUAUCUGA